AUGGAAGAAGUGAAAGGCUACAGUUCUGAUAGAGGUGAAGAAGAGGAAGAAGAUGAAGGUGCAGAAGAGAUGAUGAUCACAAUUACAGGAGAAGAAAGCAACAACAGCAGGUUACAGAAGAAGAGGUGGGAAUUGAAUGAGAAGAUCGAAGAGAGAAAGAAAGAAGAAGAUUUGAUGGAGUUGAGACUUGGAGGAAGUGGAAGUGGAAGCAAGAGCAAGAGCAAGGAAGAAGGAAUAGAGAGUUCAAAUUCAAAGAAUGAGGAAGAGGUGGAAGAAGAAGUUGAGAAAGAGCACAUGUUUGACAAAGUAGUGACACCGAGUGACGUAGGGAAGCUGAAUCGACUUGUGAUACCGAAGCAACACGCAGAGAAGUACUCGUAUUGGAACAGUAGCCAGAGCUAUGUGAUGACAAAAGGAUGGAGCCGUUUUGUUAAGGAGAAGAAGCUUGAUGCAGGUGAUAUUGUUUCGUUUCACCGUGGCCGCGCUGAACUGUACAGACAUAGAUUGUACAUAGAUUAUAGGCCAAGGUCUCAUACUCACUCUCCUUACUCUCAGCAUCACCACCCCCACCUCCUCAUGCCGCAGUAUCCUCCUAACAUUUCCUCUUUGCCUUUUUAUCUUCCCAAUCAUCACUUCUCAUCAUGCGGUGGUGUGGGUGUGGGUGCGGGUGCGGGUGCUAGAUCAUUGUACAACUCACCUCAAUAUUCACCCCACCUUCCCAACUACUCCUCGGCAGCAGCGGCGGCGGCCGCUUCUUCUCAAUAUUUCAACAACAAUUUCUAUACUACACUUCAUCAACACCACCAACAGCAGUAUCAUUCUUCUGGUGCUGAUCACCUUGUUAAUAAUAAUAUGAAUCCUCUCUUUUACCUCACUUCCUCACCUAUGACACCGCCGACAUCAAUAAUGGGUGGUGGGGAUCAACACUUGUCAGGGCCGGGGGCUGGGCAAGGUCAACAACAAUAUCAGAGAAAUGCAAAUGUGAACCUCCCCAUGAAUAUGAUAAUCGAUUCUGUUCCGGUUACACAUCACCACCACCGCAGCGGGAAUACCACCAGUAAUAAUAAUAGCAGCGGAAAACGGCUGAGGCUAUUUGGGGUCAACAUGGAAUGCGAUUCUUCUUCUUCAUCAUCAUCUUCAGCACCACCAAAUUUGACAAUGGCUAAUCAAUCACAUUCACCCUCUUCAACACCACCAUCCGGAGAUCAGCACUUUGAUUUGGAACCUUUCAAUUAUCGCCGCCACUGA
Messenger RNA from Vicia faba (fava bean), 1248 nucleotides. NCBI's taxonomy places the organism in Eukaryota, Viridiplantae, Streptophyta, Magnoliopsida, Fabales, Fabaceae. The record is from the annotation of a GenBank genome assembly.